Passer domesticus (house sparrow) is the source of this 4846-nucleotide messenger RNA. It is a transcript of the gene CA5A, whose product is annotated as carbonic anhydrase 5A. NCBI's taxonomy places the organism in Eukaryota, Metazoa, Chordata, Aves, Passeriformes, Passeridae. The coding region runs from base 77 to 961 and encodes 294 amino acids. The record is from RefSeq and is a predicted model, not a curated record. Gene Ontology annotation, molecular function: zinc ion binding; carbonate dehydratase activity. Gene Ontology annotation, cellular component: mitochondrion. The transcript has 7 exons.
UGGCGGGGAGGCCGUGCCGGAAGGGGCCGCGCCGGGCCGGGCCGGGCUGGGCGGCGGCUCCGCGAUCUCCGCCGCGAUGCUGCCGCUGCUCCGCCGCGCUUGGGCGGCCGCCGUCACCUCUUCUUCCUCCUCGUCCUCCUCCUCACGGCGGUGCAGCCUCGGCGCCUGCUGCUCCUACCGCCUGCGAGACGCCCUGCAUCCGCUGUGGCAGAGCCCGCUGACAAUUCCCGGAGGCACCCGCCAGUCUCCCAUCAACAUCCAGUGGAGGGACAGUGUUUAUGAUCCCUUCCUGAAGCCUCUGAAAAUCAGCUACGACCCCACCACCUGUCUUCACAUCUGGAACAAUGGCUACUCCUUCCUGGUGGAGUUUGAUGAUUCUACUGAUAGAUCAAUCAUCGUUGGAGGCCCCUUGGAAAACCAGUACAGGCUAAAGCAGUUCCACUUCCACUGGGGAGCUGUCAAUGACUGGGGCUCAGAGCACACAGUUGACUGUAAAUUUUACCCAGCAGAGCUGCAUUUGGUGCACUGGAAUGCUGUGGAGUACCCGAGUUUUGAGGAAGCUGUGAUGGAAGGGAAUGGCCUGGCUGUUAUUGGAGUGUUCUUAAAGCUGGGAGCACGGCACGAGGGGCUGCAGACCCUGGUGGAUGCCCUGCCAGCAGUCAGACACAAGGACACUGUGAUUGAGUUUGAUGUCUUUGAUCCCUCGUGCCUGAUCCCCUCCUGCCCUGAUUACUGGACCUACGCUGGCUCCUUGACCACUCCCCCCCUCACCGAAUCAGUCACAUGGAUCAUUAAGAAGAAGCCAAUCGAGGUGGAUGAGGAGCAGCUGGAGGCCUUCCGGACGCUGCUGUUCACGUCGGACGGGGAGGAGGAGAGGAGGAUGGUGGACAACUUCCGCCCGCUGCAGCCGCUCAUGGACCGCACCGUGCGCUCGUCCUUCCGCCCCCAGCUCAGCCCCUAGCUGGCCAGCAUUUCCAGCAUUUCCCCUUCUCUCCAUGCCCUCCCACUGCCAGUGCUCCUCGGGAAGCCGUGGGUUUUUUUAGUGUUUUUUUUUAAAGACAUGAGUGAUAUUAACCCUUAACGAAUUGUUCUGAGGCAGGGGGUCAAGAAGGAGUUAUUAAGACAGUUAAAAAUAAGGGCAGGAGAGCUCGUCCCCUGCUCCUUCUUUGAAUUGUUCUGUGUUUCUUCAGAUGCUCUUUCAGUGCCUUGCAUGAAUUAAUAAUCCUGGGUAAAAAUUGUUGAGAAGGAGGAAGUGGGAAGAAAAGAAAAAUAUCAGUACUUUGAUAUCGGUACAGGACUGAUCAGAUCCUUUUGGGGAAUUGUUUGAUGUCUGGGAAGAGAGCUGGAAGGGAACCAGUUUGUCUCAGAGACAUUUUACCUUCUUCCUUUCUCCUUGGAUGGGAGGAGAAGGACAAAGAUGACUUCCAGGAUCUCUUUCCAUUCUGUUUGCUGUACAUUCCAUGUUUGAUGUGGGUGCCACAGAACGCCCACUGUAAGGACACCAGGAGCCAGAAGACUUUUUCUAAAACCUUUUAACAACUCUAGAAGCUUUAGCAGCUUUUGUUUUCUGUGUUAAUAAUCUAUCAGGAGAAGGGAGGAGAUGAGAAAUCACCAGUACCUCAAGACUGGCAAGAUCAGCAAAUUAGGUGAAAAUGUUCAAUUGAUCCCAGGAAACUGAUCACAUCAAAGGAAAGCAAGAUUAGAUAAGGCCCAGAUGACCCUUCCAGUGGGAUUAGGAGGGCAAAAACCCAAACCAAUUCCUCAAACCAGUGCUAGGAGAGUGUGGACAAAACACAGCACUGAGAAAGGGCUUUUAUUUCAGUAACUCUGAGAGCACCAGUGCUCUCUUCAAAGUUUUGCCUUGAGAUGUAUUUUCCUGUAAAAACACUUACCCAGCUUCAGGAGCAGUGGGGACCAGUUAGUUUUUAUUGCACCUUGUGGUAGCAAGGUCCAGUGGGGGUUGGAAUUGAUUCGUGGACCAAGCAGAGCUGCCAGCUCUGAGCCUUUCCCAGGAGCUGUGAUCCAGCAGCCCCAGGGAUCACUGACCUCUCACAUCCUACCAAACCUAAUUUUCUGUCAGGCACCUUUCUCUCUGGCCCUUUGUGCUCUGCUGUAUUUAGCAGAUUAAAUUCCUGCUCCAGAUUUCUGAUGAGGAGCAGCUCUGUCUGUGAACUCCCUGUGUCAUCUCCAUGGGUCCAGUGUCUUUCCUCCCUCUGAUUCCUGGUGGGAUUGAGUGAAACCAGGACCUGGCUUGGCAAUGCUGAAUCCAGACCUUUCCAAUUGGUACUUUGGUUUUUUUGAAGUCCAAGUAUUCAGUUUCAAAGCACCUUAACACUUUUCAGUGUGACCCUGAUGAUUUUAAGGGUUUGAGAUGAUCUCGUUGAAGCAGUUGAGUGCCCAGAUCCUGCCUUUCCUUUCUCAGUAGCUCUACCUCAGGCUGUGUUCUGGUGCCACAGUUGUGCCUUUGUCCCCUGCAUUGUGGUCACUUCAAUUGAGUGGCUCUGGGUGCUGAAAGGGAGGAAAUCUCCCUCCAUCCCAGUGCAGGACAUUUUUCCUGUUGGGAAUUCAGUGGAGCUCUGUGAUUUCAGCACUUCCCCCAAGCCCUCCCUGCCUGGGGGAACAUUUCCAUUCUGGUUGUGCCCUCUCCCUUUGGAUGGGGCUGGGAUUAUCCUGGGGUUGUGGAAGGUGUCCCUGCCAUGGCAGGGGUGGUGCUGGAUGAGUUUUCACGUCCCUUCCCUCCCAAACCAUUCCAUGAUUUUCUCAUUCCAUGAUCUCAUUUGAACUCUGCAGGCUUUGCCAUCAUCACACAGAUUUUUAGCUACAAAACCAUAUCAGUGAUGAUUUUGCUGGAGAAUGAAACAUUCCAAAACAAAGCUGGAAGGAAUAUUUACAGUUCUGGGAACAGGAAAAAUAAUUAUUUUACUUUUUGCCUGAAUAUAUAUUAUAAUUAUGAUCCUGUCAUGAAGUUUGAGAUAUUUAUUCAGUGCUGUUCUUGCAGACACUUUCUGAGGAGGACCCUGGAGUAAGGUGGCAGCAGCUCAGAUAUUUUCUACUCAUUAAUAGAAAAAAUUGUAAUACAAAGACAUUUUAAUGUUGCUUUUUAUUUAAAACCAGAGCUGCCCCAGCAGCACUGAAGUGUAGGUGCAUCAAUCUCCUUAUCAUUUAUGAAUGGAUCUUUUUAAAAGCUUUUGUAAAUGCUCAGUUUUUAAAUUGCUUAUGUAAUUUAAACUGAGUUUUUGGAUUUCUCUGAUCCACUGAGAAGAAUCACUAGUUGAUCCAGCUUUCCCAACAAACCCAAAAACCAGAUUAUUUUAGGGAGCUGCCAGGGUUUAACUGUUUAACUCCAGCUGCUCUGGAACUCUGUAGCAGCCUCACAGCCACUGAGUUCUCCAUGGUUUGCUCCUCUCAAUCGUGUUUUCCUCCUGGAUGUGUAAAUCCCUUUUGAACCACCCUUCAUCCAUCAGAGGGAAUGUGGGAUAUUCCCUUCCCAGUGAUCCAGUUCAAGUUCUCACAGAGAUUUAUUUGAAGUUCUCACAGAGAUUUACUUUGUUCAAGUAUUGCCAUGGAAGCUUUGGUAGAGAACAGUGAAUUACCCAGUGAUGCAGUUAAACUGUGUCCAUAUUUCCAUCAAAUCACACCUAUUUUUACUGACAGAAAAUGAAGAAAGUCCAAUUUCAGCACUGAUCACUUCAAAUACCUGGAAACAGGGUUACAAAAAAAAGUUUUACAGGGGUUUUACAUUUUGCUGUUUCUUCUUUGAGCCCUGCAUUUAUGUGUAGUGUUUUAGCAUCUCCUAAAGGCAGGCAGGAGCUCAGCUGCAGGGCAGACUGUUGGAAUUCAUCUGGAAAUGAACACACUGAGGUUGGUUUGUUUGUUUUCAGUUCUAACUUUCCUGUUACAAUGACUUUAUUUACCUUAUGAAUGUAAACUUUAGAAAAAUAAUUGUGUUUAAAUCAAGAGAUGGGAUAGAAUUCCUGUGCCUUAUUCUCUCAGAUCUGUGUGGAAAAAAUGAUUUGAUUGUUGGGUUAGAGCUGAUUUUGCACAAUCAAGUUAAAAAGGAAUCUUUGGGCUCUUUUGGGUGGCACAAUACAAAAGGGCCAAAGCACAUAUUUCUAUUUUCCUUGCAUAAGAGUCACUUUAUUAGUAAAUACUGCCCUGGGAGGCAUUCCUGGGGCAGCAAGUCCCAGGAAUUAAAGACUGUCACAGGAGUGAUUCUGGGACAACUCCCUGCAAAGGGAGGAGGAGGUUUGGAGGUCUGGGCUGGUCUGAUGCCAGCUGCCUUUCAGGAUUCCUCUGAAAUGCUGCUCUCACCUUGUCCUGGGUGACUUCACAGUGGGGACAACUUCCUGUGGUGUUGGAAUGCUUGAUCCCCGUUCCUGCAUUCCAGAACUUUCACUCUUCACGUGUUCCUGGGCACUUUUGUGCUGCCUUUUCUGUCAGGGAUGACAGGAGGGUCUCCUCUGGCUUUGGAAGCUGCAGAAUUGGAGUUUGCUUUGACCUCCACAGGGUUUUAGAGGACUGGAAUUCUGCUUUGGAUGAAGGGUCCCCUCAUGCCUUAAUUUGGGAUGUUUUAACUUGUAUUUCCUGGCACAUCUUGGCUUUUUUUUGGUCUUUGUGCAUCUCAUUUUUGUGGCCUUUAUGAUGUUGUGUGUUUAAUGUGUGUUACCUGCCUGACCAUAACUGAAAUCACUGUCUGCAGACAACACCUGGAACAGGGAAUGCUUUAUGUUUUCCUGGGAUGCAGGCCCUUCCCCAGAGUUUUCCCCUGAUGUAUAGAACCCUUCAGCUGCUGCAUUUUACACUGUUACAUUAGUGUGCAACUACAAUAAAGGAACAGAGAAACCCA